This is a messenger RNA of Vicugna pacos (alpaca), 2080 nucleotides long. RefSeq names its product myelin P2 protein. NCBI's taxonomy places the organism in Eukaryota, Metazoa, Chordata, Mammalia, Artiodactyla, Camelidae. Gene Ontology annotation, biological process: membrane organization. Gene Ontology annotation, molecular function: lipid binding. The record is from RefSeq and is a predicted model, not a curated record. Gene Ontology annotation, cellular component: myelin sheath.
GGGCAAAAAAAUCGGUGAAAGGUGAACCUAUAGCUUAGAGCGCCUAGAACCAUUUUACGAGCAUUUAGUUUACAUGUAAGUAUAUGUGUCUUAUUACAAUGUUGUUCUGAUAUUUAUUUUCCAUCCUUUCUCACUAGGAUAUUGAUGAAUUCCUUAUCUAGGAGUGACUUAAUGUCUCAAGCCAGGAUCUUCUCUCACUGCUUUGAUCCAUGCCUGUGACUCAUACAUGGGUCUCAGAGUUUCAUCUUGGCCAAUUCCAGAAGUCAGUGGAUGAUUGAAGAGCCAUUCAUUGCCCAGUCCUGACACUGCUUUUCCCCAUUGGGUCUCUGUGAGAGUCACGUGCCCUGGACAUCUUUGAAAAGAAUCUUCUGAGGCUUCAGCGUUUCACUGAAGUCUCCUGAAUCUCAUCUGCCACUGUGUUGAAUCCUCACCCAUCACAAUGACCAACAAAUUCCUUGGCACCUGGAAACUUGUCUCCAGUGAGCACUUUGAUGAUUACAUGAAAGCUCUGGGCGUGGGAUUAGCCACCAGAAAACUGGGAAAUUUGGCCAGACCCAGAGUGAUCAUCAGCAAGAAAGGGGAUAUUAUAACCAUAAGAACAGAAAGUACCUUUAAAAAUACAGAGAUCUCCUUCAAGCUGGGCCAGGAAUUCGAAGAAACCACAGCUGACAAUAGGAAAGCAAAGAGCAUUGUAACCUUGUCGAGAGGCUCGUUGAAUCAAGUACAGAGAUGGGAUGGCAAUGAGACAACAAUAAAGAGAAAGUUGGUGGAUGGAAAAAUGGUAGUGGAAUGUAAAAUGAAGGACGUGGUCUGCACCAGAAUUUAUGAGAAGGUCUGAGAAAAUCAUUUCCUCACUGAAGUGACAUUUCAUCAUUUGAAGUUGGAAAUCAACUGUUUCAUUGGCAAAGCCUGUCUACACUGCAGUGUGUUGGUUUCUUUUUGCUUUUGUCUUAAUAGAUCAGAUAGGCAAACGCCUAAACUGAGGAUUAAUCUAAAAUUCAGUGUUACUUAAACAUUUCCAAUGGGUAUGCAAGUCUUUACUCAAUUAAAGUAUGUAUAUUAGGCAGACCUAAAGGGUUGAUAAUGUCAUUUAAUUAUCUGUGAAAUUCUAACCUAUAUUGUACUUUGUAUGUUUGAAAUGGUCAUAAAAGGAAAGACUAGGAUGGUAAAAGGAAGUAAGUAUAUUGAUUGGGGUAGCAAACUCAAAUCCCUUCAGGGGCCAGGAGAAUGAUGGGGGAGGAGGACCAGAAGUAAGGCAAGCUAGAAUAAGGAGCUGUUUUAAAAUAAGGAGUUCUAGCUUUACUCUGCUCCAGCCAACUUAAAAAUUGAGGGUUAAUUUAUGGACAGAGAAGUGCAGAGAUAUUAAAGAUAAAGUUUGAUCCAUUAUGACAAAUGAAUGCAGUCAUAUAAUUCACAUUCUGAUUCAGACAAAGUACAUUUCCCUAAUCCCAGGAUGUUUUCUUAUGCUCCUUUCCAGUCAAUGUCCUGCUCUAUCCUUGUUCCAAGAAAAGCAAGUAGUGAUGUAAUUUCUAUCACUGUAGAUUAGUUUUGCCUGUUCUCAAACUUCAUACAAAUGGAAGCAUACAUUAUGUAUUCUUUUCUGUUGCUUUUUUAAAGACAGCAUACUGUUUGUGAAAUUCAUCCAUAUUGUUGCAUGCUGCAGUAAUUUGUUCCUUUUUAUUGCUGAGCAGUGUUCCAUUGCAUGAAUAGAUCACAAUUUAUUUAUCCAUUCUCCUCUUAAGACAACUGAGCUAUUUCCAGUUUUCAGCUUCUACAAAUAAAGCUGCUAUAAAACAUUCUUGUACAAGGCUGUUUGUGGAAAUAUGAAAUCUUUUUCUUUUAAAUAAAGAACUAGGCAUGGAAUCACUGGGUCCAGUAGAUUUUUUGACAGGCAGGAAUAGGGGACCACUGUGCCCAAGAAAUAAAACUAUUUCAGGUAUAUUACAUGAUUGAGCAAAUGAGAAGAUGUACUGAUGUUGUUAGGAGCUGGAAUUUUCCCUCCGGAAACAUACAAUACAGAAGAGGGAAGGUGAGAAGGAACGAAAUGUGAAUGGAUGGGAACAUACGUAAAUUCAUAUGU